CGGCGCCUUUGUGUGAGCCGGGCCGGGAUGGUGCGGGGCGCCGGGCGGAGCCCCUUGCCCUGCCAGUUCCUGCUCCUGCUGCGGAUGAAAGCGUGAAGGCCGAGCUGACCAGAAGGGACUCUUGAGUAGCUGCUAAGAUGGGCAUGAGGAUCAAGCUGCACAGCACCAACCACCCCAACAACCUGCUGAAGGAACUCAACAAGUGCCGGCUCUCCGAGACCAUGUGCGACGUCACCAUCCUGGUGGGCUCCCGCUCCUUUGCCGCGCACAAGGCCGUGCUGGCCUGCGCCGCCGGCUACUUCCAGAACCUCUUCCUCAACACGGGGCUGGACGCUGCCAGGACCUACGUGGUGGAUUUCAUCACGCCAGCCAACUUCGAGAAGAUCCUGAGCUUUGUGUACACCUCGGAGCUCUUCACCGACCUCAUCAACGUGGGCGUCAUCUACGAGGUGGCGGAGCGGCUGGGCAUGGAGGAUCUGCUGCAGGCCUGUCACUCCACCUUCCCUGACCUGGAGAGCUCGGCCAUCACCAAGCAGCCUGCCCUGGCUGUGGGGGAAGGCCGGGCUGGGCCUCUGAGCAGCACCUCCUCGGAGCAGAGCCACUCUUUGGGGGACACGCGGAGCGGCGCGGAGCACUUCGGCCCCGAGCGGAAUUACCUCCUGCACGGGGACGUGGCGGGCAGCUACAAAGAGGAUGACAGGAAUCCUGUGGGGGAGGCCAGCCAGGCUCUUCCCCUGAUGCACCCACAGCAGCCUCCCAAGACAGAGCAGGAGUCGGAUCCGGGGCAGUUCGCUCCGGUCACGGGUCUGGGGGCCCAGCCCGGUGGGAAUGUCAUGGCACAGACCACCGGCAGCUCCUGCCCUCAGUACAAGCCCCAGAGCAACGGCGACUACAGCAAGGGCGGCUUCUUCCCCCCUGACCCCUCCCUGGAUGUCUCCACGGGGAGCAAUUCUUGCCCCAGCAACAGCGACCACUCCAAAGAGCAGGGAUUCGAGCAGAUGGAUGAGCUCCAGCUGGAGGAUUUGGGGGAGGCCGAGCUGCAUUUUGAGGAUGCUGGAGAAGAGCUGGUCCCAUCUGAGGAAGUGAUUGAGCUGAGUGAUGACAGCGAGGAGGAGCUGGCCUUCGAGAGCGACAGCCGGGACAGCAAGGCCAUGCCCUGCCAGGUGUGCAAGAAGGUGCUGGAGCCCAACAUCCAGCUGAUCCGCCAGCACGCCAGGGACCACGUCGACCUGCUCACCGGGAACUGCAAAGUCUGCGAGACACACUUCCAGGACCGCAACUCCAGGGUCACUCACGUGCUGUCCCACAUCGGCAUCUUCCUCUUCUCCUGCGACAUGUGCGAGACCAAGUUCUUCACCCAGUGGCAGCUGACACUGCACCGGCGGGACGGGGUCUUCGACAACAACGUCAUUGUCCACCCCAGUGACCCCCUGCCGGGGAAAGUGGCCGUGUUUGGGGGAGGGCCCGGCCCUGAGCUGGCCUGCGCUGCCUGCGGGAAGCCCUUGGCCAAAGAUUUCCACACGGUCCGGAACCACCUGCUGGAGCACGUGAACCUGAAGAGCCAAACGUGCGGCGUGUGCGACCAGCGGCACCUGAGCCUCUGCAGCCUGAUGUGGCACACCCUGUCCCACCUGGGCAUCUCCGUCUUCUCCUGCUCCGUGUGCGCCAGCAGCUUCGUGGACCGGCAGCUCCUGGAGAAGCACCUGGCCGUGCACCAGCACGUGGAGGAGGCUCUUUUCCAGUGCCACUUCUGCAGCCAGAGCUUCAAGCUGGAAGCUGCCUAUCGCUACCACGUCAGCCAGCACAAGUGCGGGGGCAGCCUGGACAUCCGGGCGGGAUUCGGGGAGCGCCUGCAGCCUCAGGGGCUGCCCAAGAGGAAACUGCCCGAGGAGUUCCUGAGCGAAGAGCUGGCGCUGCAGAGCCAGCCGGGGAACAGCAAGUACAGCUGCAAGGUGUGCGGCAAGAGGUUCGCCCACACCAGCGAGUUCAACUACCACCGGCGCAUCCACACCGGGGAGAAGCCGUACCAGUGCAAGGUGUGCCACAAGUUCUUCCGCGGGCGCUCCACCAUCAAGUGCCACCUGCGGACGCACUCGGGGGCCCUGAUGUAUCGCUGCACCGUGUGUGGCCACUACAGCUCCACGCUCAACCUCAUGAGCAAGCACAUAGGGGUGCACAAGGGCAGCCUCCCGCCGGACUUCACCAUCGAACAGACUUUCAUGUACAUCAUCCAUUCCAAAGAGGCCGAGAAAAACACGGAUAGCUGAUGGGGCAGGGCCGGCGGAGGAGCGAGUGUUAACGAUGGAAGCUGUGGAGGAAAACAAAAAAAAAAAA
This is a messenger RNA of Pseudopodoces humilis (Tibetan ground-tit), 2334 nucleotides long. It is a transcript of the gene ZBTB39, whose product is annotated as zinc finger and BTB domain containing 39. NCBI's taxonomy places the organism in Eukaryota, Metazoa, Chordata, Aves, Passeriformes, Paridae. The record is from RefSeq and is a predicted model, not a curated record. Gene Ontology annotation, molecular function: DNA-binding transcription factor activity, RNA polymerase II-specific; protein binding. Gene Ontology annotation, biological process: regulation of transcription by RNA polymerase II. Gene Ontology annotation, cellular component: nucleus.